AUGGUGGGUUGCCGCCUCUCACGUGUCUUGAUGGAUGGCGGCAGCGGCCUCGACAUUAUCUUCACCAACACUCUAGAGAAGAUGAAGAUCUCACCAUCUAGCCUACGAACAUCGAACGUGGGUUUUCAUGGGGUGGUACCGGGCCACCCAGUCCGUCCCUUGGGGCGGAUUGAGCUCGAGGGCGUCUUCAGAGAUGGACGCAUCUACCGAAUCAAGGCAAUUCAGUUUGAGGUUGCUCCCUUCCAGAGUAGCUACCAUGUGAUCUCGGGCAGGCUCGCGUACGUGAAGUUCAUGGUGAUCCCAUCCUACGCCUACUUACAUCUAAAGAUGCCGAGCCCCAAUGGUACAAUUACCGUACGGGGGAGGGGCUAG
This is a messenger RNA of Aegilops tauschii subsp. strangulata, 372 nucleotides long. RefSeq lists its product as uncharacterized. NCBI's taxonomy places the organism in Eukaryota, Viridiplantae, Streptophyta, Magnoliopsida, Poales, Poaceae. The record is from RefSeq and is a predicted model, not a curated record.